This is a messenger RNA of Closterium sp. Naga37s-1, 1122 nucleotides long. The record is from the annotation of a GenBank genome assembly. Lineage: Eukaryota; Viridiplantae; Streptophyta; Zygnematophyceae; Desmidiales; Closteriaceae.
AUGGCUUGGAAUAUGAUUUCGGAGUCGUCGAAGAGCACGCUGAAGCAGUGCGGCGAUGCCGUAAACGGUGUCACGGAGGAGAGGAAGCUGUUGGAAGGGGCGCGCACGAAGCUCGACGAGAUGAGCGGGAAAAUCAUCGAGGGGAUGGCAGCCGCUAUCAUAAAAGCGAGCGAGGACGCCGUCGAGAAGCAGCUCAAGCUUGUCGAGGAGUGGCUGGCUGCUUCGGUCGUGAAGGGUAUUGAGAAAGCUAUCAAGGAGGACGUGUUCUACUCCACCCUCCCGCGCGAGAGCAUGAAGGAGCUGAAGGACGUUGUGAGAGAAGGCUACCAAGAAGCUGAAGCUGGCAGAUUGGAAGUCCUCACCGAAGCGAUGGCGAGAGGGUUUCGGGGCUCGGCGGGCCCGUCGACGAGGUCGCGUCAGAAGGAGGGGGUGGCUGGUGUUCGCAGCGGGGUUGAGCGUCGAGUUCAUGAGCGCUCGGUUCCUCCUUCUUCUUCGGUGGGAGGACAUGUCGGCAGACCGGUAGCAUCCCCACUGUCGCGUGCCCGUCAGACCAUCUGCAACUCUGUCGAGGACAAGGAGGGCCUCGGGAAAGCAGGUUGGAACAGAGUGGUUGCGGGGGAGAAAAGUGGUGCCCCAAUCGAAUCUGUCGCCUCAGCCGGGAAAGGAGCCGUGGAAAAGCGAGGUGCCCCUACCUCGUCCGGCGGCGCUGCGGGGAAAGGAGCGGGGGAGAAACAGGGUGCUCCCAGCCAGGUCGUCGACGCUGCUGGGUUGCUGUCGAAGACAAAGGCCUACUCAGCUGCACAGCUCGGUAUUGUUGGCCAUCCUGUCGAGCCUGUGGGAAAGAGGCCAUCGUCCGUGCUAGGCGACGUCUGCCUUAGCGAACCGGGUUCCCCUCCUCCUGGUCCGAGGCCAAGGUCCCCAUCUGCGUCGAAGAAAAGGCAGGCUGUGACGAAUUCGACGAAGCGCGAUGCAGAGGCGACAGAUAGCAGUGACGUCGAGAAGGCGUCUACCGUCAUUGCUGCUCGACACGAAAAGUCGAAGAAGCCCAAGGUGAUUGGCUAUGCCCCACCUCCUCCGCCGGACGACCAAGGCAAGACAAGAGGCUGCAAAGCUCCCUUCUAA